AUGUCCUACUUCCUCAUAGGCCUGGCCGAUGAGACCUUAACCAUAAGACUUGGAGAGGAGGCUCCAGUCACCUUCGCCGAGGUAUUGCAAAAGGCGAAGAAAGUCAUUGAUGGGCAGGAGCUCCUCCGAACCAAGACUGGCCGACCUGAAAAGCAGGUCGAUCAGAAAAAACCAGGCCAGGUGAAAUGGAGGGCUGAUGUCAGGUCCAAAGAUAAGGGACCAUCCUCCUCCAGUAGCAGAACAGAGUACCGUAGGACGGAGAGCGGCCCUACCCGGAGCCGACCUUUUGAACGGUACACUCCAACCACCAUCCCCAUCUCCGAGAUGCUCACGAACAUCGAGGAGAGCGGGAUGGAAAAACUCCUCAAGCGACCUGAGAAGCUCCGAGGAGACCCAGAAAAAUGCAACAAAGAUAAUUGCUGGGAAUUGAAGCGCCAGAUUGAAGAACUCAUUCAAGAUGGCUACUUCAAAAAAUUCGUGGGCAAACCGAGGUCUAACUCGGUCGAAAAGAAGGAAGAGAGGAAGCGUUCAAGAACGCCGCCUCGUCGGGAUGACCGACCUGCGGUCAUCAAUACUAUUUUCGGAGGUCCGAGCGGGGGCCAGUUCGGAAACAAGAGAAAUAAGCUGGCUCGCGGGACCAGGCGCGAAGUAUGCAUCAUUAGGGAGCAGAAGCCCACCUGCCCCAUCACUUUUGGCGACGCCGACCUGGAGGGGGUCCACUUGCCUCACAACGAUGCACUGGUGAUCGCCCCUCUGAUUGAUCACAUCCUAGUCCGAAGAGUGUUGAUCGAUGGAGGCGCAUCUGCCAACAUCUGGUCCCUCCCAACAUAUCUAGCAUUGGGAUGGACCAGGUCACAAUUAAAGAAGAGUCCAACACCUUUGGUUGGAUUCUCUGGAGAAUCGGUCUCCCCAGAAGGGUGCAUUGACCUAUCGGUAACUAUCGGACAAGAUGCUACCCAAGUAACGCAGAUGGCCGAGUUCGUGGUAAUCGACGAUAAGUCAGCCUACAAUGCCAUCUUCGGGAGACCCAUCAUCCAUUCAUUCUGGGCCGUCUCCUCCACAUUGCAUCAAGUAUUGAAGUACUCAACCUCGAAUGGGGUGGGCACGGUCCGAGGUGAGCAAAAAACCUCACGGAAAUGUUAUGCAUCCACGCUCAAGGGGUUUGCGGUGUGCACGCUUGAAGAACAAACCAAUCGAGGCAAGCUGCAAGGGUCAGAGGCCGACCUGCCAAAGAAAAGCAAAAGGCAGUUCUCCCCGCCAACAGAGGAGCUCGAGCUCGUUCCUUUACUUAGCCCCGAAAAACAUGUAAACAUAGGAACCAAGCUGGAGGCCACUGACAGGAAAGAACUGAUCAACUUCCUCAGGUCUAACUCGGACGUCUUUGCGUGGUCUCACGAGGAUAUGCCUGGUAUCGACCCGUAG
This is a messenger RNA of Momordica charantia (bitter melon), 1422 nucleotides long. Lineage: Eukaryota; Viridiplantae; Streptophyta; Magnoliopsida; Cucurbitales; Cucurbitaceae. The record is from RefSeq and is a predicted model, not a curated record.